AUGGAGGAGGGCUCCAGCUCGCCCGCGUCCCCCGGGGACAGCCUGGGCACCAGCGAGGAGGAGCCCGAGCCGCAACCCAAGCGCUUCGGGCGCAAGCGGCGUUGCAGCAAGAAGUGGAGCGAGGAUGGCAGCCCGGCCCCGGCCCCGAACCCGGCCUCGAACCCGGGCAAACGCGGCAAGAAGGGCAGCCCCGGCGCGCAGUCGUUCGAGGAGCUGCAGAGCCAGCGGAUCCUCGCCAAUGUGCGCGAGCGCCAGCGCACCCAGUCGCUCAACGAGGCCUUCGCCGCGCUGCGCAAAAUCAUCCCCACGCUGCCCUCGGACAAGCUCAGCAAGAUCCAGACGCUCAAGCUGGCCGCCAGGUACAUAGACUUCCUGUACCAGGUGCUGCAGAGCGACGAGAUGGACAGUAAGAUGACCAGCUGCAGCUACGUGGCCCACGAGCGCCUCAGCUACGCCUUCUCCGUGUGGCGCAUGGAGGGCGCGUGGUCCAUGUCCGCCUCCCACUAG
Messenger RNA from Suncus etruscus (white-toothed pygmy shrew), 507 nucleotides. It is a transcript of the gene TWIST2, whose product is annotated as twist family bHLH transcription factor 2. NCBI's taxonomy places the organism in Eukaryota, Metazoa, Chordata, Mammalia, Eulipotyphla, Soricidae. Gene Ontology annotation, biological process: regulation of transcription by RNA polymerase II; developmental process. Bases 1 to 507 code for a protein of 168 amino acids. Gene Ontology annotation, molecular function: protein dimerization activity; DNA-binding transcription factor activity, RNA polymerase II-specific; RNA polymerase II transcription regulatory region sequence-specific DNA binding. The transcript has a single exon. The record is from RefSeq and is a predicted model, not a curated record.